GGUUAGUGGGAGUGGUUCAGGAGGAGCUGGCAGCCUGCUUUACAUGAGUCGUGGCUGCCGUGGCUUCAGACACUUCCUGUGAGGGGGUCUGCGCACAGCGGAGCAGGACAGCCGAAGCGAGGGCGGAGGAGGCGAGGAGAGGAGAGAGGGAUGGCAGAGAACAGCUCCGAGACCAGCGGCUCCGCUCACCGGAGAUACUCGGCCCAUUCUCCUGGAGACAGGAACAUUUCAGCCGGUGUCGGGGCAUCCAAAUGGAUACGGCUAAAUGUCGGGGGCACGUACUUUUUAACAACGAGACAGACGCUGUGUCGAGAUCCGAAAUCAUUUCUGUACAGACUGAGCCAAGCUGACCCAGAGCUCGACUCUGACAAGGAUGAAACUGGUGCCUAUCUUAUCGACAGAGACCCUGCGUACUUUGGGCCAGUGCUGAACUACUUGAGGCAUGGCAAACUGGUGCUCAACAGGGACUUGGCAGAAGAAGGUGUGUUAGAAGAAGCUGAAUUCUACAACAUCACAUCAUUAAUAAAACUCAUCAAGGACAAGAUCAGGGAACGCGACUGCAAAACAUCACAGGUUCCAGUAAAGCAUGUGUAUCGGGUGCUGCAGUGCCAGGAGGAGGAGCUGACCCAGAUGGUGUCGACAAUGUCUGACGGCUGGAAGUUCGAACAGCUUGUCAGUAUAGGUUACGGGCGGGCCCACCAGUCAGAGUUUCUGCUGAUUGUGUCAAGGGAGGUGAAGGGAGAGGAGUCUGCUUUGCCAAACAACAGCGGAGAGCUGGUCAGCAUCGGCUCCUCUUACAACUACGGAAACGAAGACCAAGCCGAGUUCCUGUGUGUGGUCUCCAAGGAGCUGCACAAUCAGUCUUACGGGACCAACAGUGAGCCCAGUGAGAAGGCAAAGAUUCUUCAGGAACGAGGUUCUCGGAUGUGAGAACGACUCAGUAUUACGAGCUCCAGGCGUUUUCGGUGCAAACGUAUCAUCUUGGUGGAAGAACGCUCGGCACGGUGGAGAAUUAAACCGGAGUGGGGGUGGGGGUGGGGGGUAUUUGUGUCUUCCCCUUCAUAGUUUGUUUUUAUUUCUGGAUGUAAAUAAGCCUGUUUACUGACAGUUUGUGCCUGUACAUUUUGAACUGGACCUGUUUUUGGUUUUGUUUUUGGUUUUGUUUUUGUUUGUUUUUUUAAUUGAGUUAUUGGCGAGUAUUUGAUUUUUCUUAUCUGAAACUAAGGAGAUGUAAAUCUGCAAAUGGUUUAUGCUACAAUAUAUAAAUAUACAUAUAUGGCCAUCAUCAUAUAAGGCCAACGAUUCACUCAGGGUCAUCUAAUGAGUUAACUCUUCAUAUCUUUUAACUUCAGGGUCUUGUAAGGGAUCAGUGUGUUGGUUUUUUAAACUUCAAGUAUCAAACAAAUUCACUGCUCAAGAGACACCAAGAAGGGAUGUGUGUAUUUACAAGACUUAGACUAUUAAAAUAUCAAUUUAUCCACAAAAAUCCAGCUGAUAGGAUGUUAAUCUGGAGAUUUUAAAUAGCUCCACUGAAAUUGGUGAUUGUAUUUAUUUUAGAAAUCUUUUUUCAUCAGAAGUGCUUUACCAAACCUCAGUAUGAGGAACAUCUGAGGCACCCCUUAAACAUGAGAGUUAGGUUGUGUUGCCUUUUGUUUUGAGCCAAAUUUGAGGUUUAAAAAAUUGUCUAAACUCUUAAGGAACAGAGCAGUGAAACAUAUCUUAGAACCUAGUUCCUCUGACUGGUCUCUGGGRUUAAUGUUAGAGUAAAGAGGUGGAAACAUUACAUUUUAAGAAACUGCCAAAAUAAUCAACCAUUUCUAAUGUGAGUUCUGUAAGGCUGCAUUUUUACUCUGUGGAGAAAAAAAAAGAUUUCAAGUCGGUUCAUACCCCACCCCUUUCAUUAAUAAAAAUUAACUCUUAUUUUACACGUUUUAGGGAAUGUAUUUUUUAUUUACGGUAAGAGGAAGUAUUUGUAGUUUUUACUUUGUUUUGUUUUUUUUUUUGUUUGUUUUUUUGGACUGGAACUAUCUUGGGUGGCGGUGAAGGACUUCUCUUCAUAUCAAAAGGAUUUUUAUGUUUCAUGUAAAUAAUCCAAAAUUCAAUACUAAUAUUUAACUCUUUAAAAAAACAACAACAAAAAGCUGCACGUUUUGUACACUGUAUAGAGAACACAGCUUCAAGGGGGAAGUUGUUUGUACUGGAUCUUAAAACAAAAAAAAAGAGCAAACCUUGACAAUGUUUAACUAGUGUUUUUUGUUUGUUUUUUAUAGUUUGCGUUGUUUGUAGGGGACUUUUUUUUUAAACUUGCAGCAGCUGAUGAUGCUGAAUCAGGGCAGUUCUUUCCACUGAGAAGACGCCCACAGAAUAUUUUGAUAACAAUAACAAAGCUAUACUUGGCUGGCUAUGAAAUUGACUGUUACAUUUUAAAAUGAGAUUUUUUUUAAUUAUUAUUUUAUAAGUGUAACAUUCUUAACACCUUGAAUUGUUUAAUACUUAAGCAGGAUUUCAAGCACAACAGUGGAGAACACUGUCCACACUGCUUGCAGCCUGUAAUGUUCUCUAUUGUAAAUAAUGGUUUUAUUUUUAAAGAUAGCUGUUUUCAGGUUUGUUGUGACAUUUUUUUAAUAUAUAGGUUGAACAUUUCAUUUACAAUUAAUCAUAUAGUGUUGCCUUUUUUUUUCUCCCCCCCCCCCCAGUGACCAAAAUCCAAUGUCUUGUGUGUAUUUUAGACAUUGAUCUUCGUGUCAGGGACAAGUUUCUUAAUGCUGGCACACUUUGUACAUAGAGACUUGUUAAACCUCCAGUUAAUCACAUGCACACUUAAUACACUUGACUAAACCAGUUUUUAUACGGUCUGAGAAUAAGUAUGGAUGCAUGAUUUAUUUUAUAUAGAUUUACACACAGAUGUAUAAACACACAAACACAAAGGGCUUUUAAAAGUGCAACCGUUGAGAGGAUUAAUCAACGUAGACUGGAUUUCCUGCCAGAGCUAGGCUAUGUUUACAUUUGCUGUAGUAUUCUGAAGCCUUCCAAUUAUGUACUCUCUUGCACUCCUCCACACAUGUUAACCUCUGUCUGACUUGUGUGACCUCACCAAUGGCAACUAAGCACUCCUCUCGGAUUAUCACUCCCCACGUGUUUUAAGAUAACCCCAUCCUUGUUGUAGAAAAUCAUAUUUUUCCACAUUUUAUCUUCUAGCUAAGAUAAUAUAAUUAUGUUGACUCAGAGCUAAAGUUUUUCUUUAAGGUAUCUUUUCUGUAGUUAAAUGUUUCACUUGCUUUGUAAGUUUAUCGGACAUAUUUUGUUAUACGGUAAUAAAACGAUUAAACUUUUUAGCAGCUGCACCGCGUUCAAUGCUCUUCUCACACAGGUCGUCUCAUCAAGUAUCUGACAUUAAUAAUCAUUCAUCUAAAGGACAAAAAUUAUCAAAUCUGUAGCCUAAUACAUUUGAGUGCCCAGUCGUUUUUUUGUUUGUUUUGUUUUUGCAUUAGUCAUUAACCACAGACCACUAAUGCAUGAUUGAUUGAUCACAACUUUUAAUCAGAAGGAAUGAAUGUCAUUUUUCCUCAAGCUAACAGUGACAUUAUUAAUAAUAAUGGUUCUUGUAUCACUACAUAGAUCACUUCUAUAUGAUCUUAUGCAAUUUAAAAAUGUACAAAUUUAAGUAUGAGGGGGGUAAGAGAUCUAUACACGGUCUUUCAUAAGCAAACCCAAUAAAAAUGUUGUCAUUCA
Austrofundulus limnaeus is the source of this 3732-nucleotide messenger RNA. RefSeq names its product potassium channel tetramerization domain containing 5b (gene kctd5b). Gene Ontology annotation, biological process: proteasome-mediated ubiquitin-dependent protein catabolic process; protein homooligomerization. Gene Ontology annotation, cellular component: cytoplasm; Cul3-RING ubiquitin ligase complex. Lineage: Eukaryota; Metazoa; Chordata; Actinopteri; Cyprinodontiformes; Rivulidae. The transcript is spliced from 7 exons. Bases 151 to 930 code for a protein of 259 amino acids. Gene Ontology annotation, molecular function: cullin family protein binding. The record is from RefSeq and is a predicted model, not a curated record.